Molecule: messenger RNA, 438 nt
Organism: Priapulus caudatus
Lineage: Eukaryota; Metazoa; Priapulida; Priapulimorpha; Priapulimorphida; Priapulidae
Exons: 2
Coding region: 1-438 (145 amino acids)
Source: RefSeq, a predicted model, not a curated record
AUGGACAGAUGUGAGAUGCACAGGUGUGAGAUGCACAUGUGCAUGGACAGGUGUGAGAUGUACAUAUGUGAGAUGCACAGAUGUGAGAUGCACAGGUGCAUGGACAGGUGUGAGAUGCACAGAUGUGAGAUGCACAUGUGCAUGGACAGAUGUGAGAUGCACAUGGGUGAGAUGCACAGGUGCAUGGACAGGUGUGAGAUUCACAGGUGUGAGAUGCACAUGUGCAUGGACAGAUGUGAGAUGCACAUGUGCAUGGACAGAUGUGAGAUGCACAGGUGUGAGAUGCACAGGUGUGAGAUGCACAUGUGUGAGAUGCACAGGUGCAUGGACAGGUGUGGUGCUGUGUUACAGGUGGCAUUUGAGAGGAUUCCGACGCACAUGCUCAUGCUGGGAACUGUCGUUUGCACCGCUGUUACCACCAACAAAAGGUUACCAUAG